AUGGCGACCACGUUAGACCAACUUCGGAACUGUUUCAAGGGCUUUAUCAUCGAGCCUCAUGACCAACACUACUCGCUAUUUCGAAAACGUUGGUCAAUCAACGAGGAAGCCAACCCGAAAGUCAUUUUGCAGCCUCUUAGCGAGGCUGACGUAUCAGCAGCUGUCAAAUACGCUGUUGGGCAGGGACUCGAAAUUGCUGUCAACGUUGGCGGACACUCGUUCGUUGGAGCUUCCAGUUCGGAUGGAGUUAUCAUCGACCUAAGACGCAUGAACACUGUCUACGUGACCAACUCAGGAUAUGGAACCCCCGGAACAGUGACUCUAGAAGGAGGCACCUUGACCGGCGAAGUCGCCCAAGCCUGCGAAGAAAGCGGUGUUUUUGUCUCUAUACCGUCCCACAAGGAGCUUGGUUAUGCUGGCUUCGCGCUCGGCACAGGCGCGGGUUGGGGUAUGGGAGUUUGGGGCUUGGCUAUUGACAACCUCAUCUCUGCCAGGCUCGUCCUCGCCAGUGGAGACGUCAUUGAGGUGUCCGAAACUUCUAACCCCGAGCUGUUCUGGGGAGUCUUCUUUGGGUCGAUCGUUUAUCCUGUGGAGCAAUACGAAGCGGUCUUCAAUGCGCUCGACAAGUACAACGCUACACAGAAGGAUGACGACAUGGUUUUCCUGGUGUUGUUACCUCACUUACCAAACUUCCCGAAUGCACCUCCAGAGGCUAUACUCUUGAUUCCCUACUAUCACGGCGACGAUGUCGGCGAGGCUCGCAAGCGAUUCUCCGUCUUUUUCGAUGUGCCUCAUGUUAUCGACGACACCAGGCUGAUGUGGUUCCACGAGACUGCGGACCAAUUUCCAGAAGCGCUCUGGCCUCGUACACAUCGAUUGUCGAACGGCACACUGGUUACUCGAGUCGAGCCAGACGUUUUUCUUCCUGUCGUGGACCGCCUACGUCAAUGGUUCUCCGCCAAACCUGACAGAAGACCCGGAAGCUCACUUUUCGUGGGCAUGUACAAUUGGCGCAAGACCAUGAAGCCAGCCAGUAAUAAGACCUCGGCAUGGCCGCCUUCAAGAGAACAACCAGGAGAUGGUUAUAGACUUUGGAAAGACGUUGCUGUCUACCUAGGGUACGACGACAGUGAAGAGACACCUGCCGCUGUGGCUGCUUCCAACGACAUUAUCACGUUACUGCGCAAGAAACAUCAGGAUGUUGUUGGCAAAGAUGUCAUUAAAGGUAUGGUGUAUCCGAACGCGGGCGUGAUGCCAGGUUCUACUGGCGAAUACAUGUACAAGGACAAUUAUCCCCGGUUGCAGGAUUUGAAGAGGAAGUAUGAUUCGACCAAUGUCUUCCAUAAGAAGCAUCCGAUCAAAGUAUGA
This is a messenger RNA of Cyphellophora attinorum, 1368 nucleotides long. Its product is annotated as 6-hydroxy-D-nicotine oxidase. The record is from RefSeq and is a predicted model, not a curated record. The coding region runs from base 1 to 1368 and encodes 455 amino acids. Gene Ontology annotation, molecular function: FAD binding; oxidoreductase activity. NCBI's taxonomy places the organism in Eukaryota, Fungi, Ascomycota, Eurotiomycetes, Chaetothyriales, Cyphellophoraceae. The transcript has 4 exons.